AUGGGCCCGCCGCCGCUGGCGCGGUCCAACACGCGGUCCAUCCUCCGGUCCGCGCGCGAGGAGUCGGAGUCCAACGUCUUCGACGACGUGAAACGCAAGGCCCGGAGCGCGACGCGCAAAUAUAGAAGCAAGAAGGGCCUCCAGUCGCCCUACCUGUCGACGUCGGCGAGCGCGUCGGCGCUCGCCUACCUGCGCCACGCGGACGCGCUGCGCCACCCCGAGCACGCACUCGCCCGGCGCGCGCGGCUCCCGGACGGCGGCGGCCCGCGGCCCCUCGACCUCGGCGGGCUCUCGAGCCCGCUGAACCGCGCCGUUUCCCGAAAUUCGGCCCUCGCGUCGGCGCAGACCCUGGCGCGCCUCGAGCCGCUCGUGCCCCCGGCCGAGGUCGUCGAGCGGUCCUUCGCCAAGGUCCUCGAGCGGAGCGCGCGCGGCCGCGGCCUCGAGCGCUACGACGCCGUCCGCGUCGACGUCGGCGCGGGCUCGCCGCGCAAAACCGUCGCCGUCGCCGACGCGCCCCGGUCGCCGAACCGGACGCCGUCGAAGACGCCGAAGCUCAACGCGUCGCCGACGAAGGGCGACGGGACGCCGAAGACGCCGAAGCGCGUCGCGAUCGCGGCGCCGCCGGGCUCCGAGGAGCGCGACAGGCGCGGCGCGAGCCCGCUCAAGUCGCGCAAGGGCAGCGCCAAGUCCCCGAAGCGGCCGUCGACCACGACGGUGCCCGAGGACGCCGCGCUGCCCGACGGCGCGGACCUCGACGCCGCGAGCCGAAAGGCGACGGGCGGCGUCGAGGACUGGCCCUUCGAGCGCGCCGCGGGCGCCUUCUUCAUGCGCGAGGACGUCGACCCGGAGGACCGGGGCCGGAGCGUGCUGAGCCGCGCGGGGUCCAUCACGCGCGCGGAGCGCCGCGAGCAGCGCGAGGGCAAGCUCCCGAGCCCGCGGGACGUCGCCUACUACGACGGCCGCGUCAUGACCAUCGGCCCGCGCUGCCGGUCCGUCCACGGCUGGCGGAGGGGCCCGCCCGAGCUCUACUACCAGAACUGCAAGGCGCUCGACCUCGUGCCCGAGCCGGGCAUCACGGCCAUGCUCGCGGCGCUCGCGGGCGCGGACCGGCCGGCCGUGGACGUGUCGAAGCGGAGCGUCGGCGACGGCCUCGCGUCGGCGCUCGCGGGGCCCGCGGCCAAGGCCGACCCGUUCGUCGUGUCGUUCCGCGGCUGCCGGCUCGCGGCCGCCGGCGUCGCGGCGAUCUGCGGCGCGCUCGAGGCGGGCUGCUCGCGGCUCGAGAGCCUGGACCUGAGCGACAACCGGCUCCGGUCGCGCGCGGCGACGGACGCGCUCGCGCGCCUCGUCGCGGCCGAGGCGUCGACGCCCGCGGGCACGCUGCUGACGCUGCGGCUGGCCAACUGCGCCCUGAGCUCGCGGGCGGGCGCGGCCCUCAUGGCCGCCUGGAAGGACCGGGACGGUGCCCUGAGGCUCUCCGAGCUCGACCUGUCGCGGAACGCGCUCGGCAACGCCGUCGCGCGCGAUUUAGGCGACGCGCUCGACGGCGGGUCGCUCGUGACGCUCAAGACGCUGCGCCUCGCCUGGACGGGUUUAGGCGGCGAGGGGGCGGCGGCCCUCGCGUCGGGGCUCGGGGGCUCGAACGUGGCGACCUGCGACCUGGGCUGGAACGCGCUCCGCACCGACGACUCGAACGGCGGCGCGCCCGUCGCCGCGCGGACACCAAAUCUUCAACACGACUUCAAUGCGCUGCUGCACCUGGACCUGCGCUACAACCAGCUCGCCGGCGACGACCUGCGGGCCAUCGAGGCGGCCGUCCAGGGCAACGCGGCGCUCGCCCGCGUGCGAAUCAACCACUGGUUUGGGUGGUCCUGA
Messenger RNA from Aureococcus anophagefferens, 1872 nucleotides. RefSeq lists its product as hypothetical. Gene Ontology annotation, biological process: activation of GTPase activity; nucleocytoplasmic transport. The transcript is spliced from 2 exons. Bases 1 to 1872 code for a protein of 623 amino acids. Lineage: Eukaryota; Pelagophyceae; Pelagomonadales; Pelagomonadaceae. Gene Ontology annotation, cellular component: nucleus; perinuclear region of cytoplasm; cytosol. Gene Ontology annotation, molecular function: GTPase activator activity; small GTPase binding. The record is from RefSeq and is a predicted model, not a curated record.